CCAGCUCUGCGGGGCUGGAAUCCAACUCAAGACAACUCACCGGCUUCCUGAGAGCAGCCCUGGCGCUGGCGAGGUGGGAGGGGCUGAGAUUUGGGGUGCUGCGAGGCUCCGCCCCCGGCGGGCGGCGUGGGCGGGGCGAGGCGGGAGCCCGGAGCCGGGAGCCUGGAGCGAGCUAGCGGGGCGGGGCGGCCUCUGCGACCUGGGGGCCGGAAGUCUCCAGCGGCUCGCCGCCAGUCCAGGCUGUGAUCCGGCCGGAGAUCCGCCUCUAGCACCAUGAAGCGCGUGGGGACGCUGCGCCUGCUCUCGGACCUCAGCAACUUUAGCGGCGCGGCCCGGCUCCGGGAGGUGCUGGCCGGGGACUCGGGCGUCCGCGUCCGCAGCAGCCCGGACGGCCGCCACCUGCUGCUGCUGCGGCCCCCCGGAGCGCCCGGCCCGCAGCUGGUGGUCGCGGCGCGUGGGGCGGGUGCCGAGCUGGAGCGAGCCUGGCCAGCCGGUCAGCCCCCACCGCUGGACGCCUUCUUCCUGCCGUGGCCGGUGAGGCCGGCGCUGGUCCUGGUGUGGGAGAGCGGCCUGACCGAGGUGUGGGGCGUGGGGUUGGGACCCGGCUGGCGGCUGCUGCAGAGCACCGAGCUGUGUCCAGGGGCCGCAGCCCGCGUGGUGGCCGUGGCGGCGCCCCGAGGCCGCCUGGUGUGGUGCGAGGAGCGUCGGGCGGGUGCUGAGGGCCACCUCGGGCAGCCAGCCGCCACUUUCAGUCACUGCGUGUGCGUCAAAACCCUGGAACCCAGCGGAGAAGCCGGCACCAACCUGGGCCUCACACACACCCUGCUGCGUCGAUGUCCCCCUUUUGGACUGCUGGCCUCCCGUAAGGACCUCUUCCUGGUGCCCACCGCCACCGCCUGGCCUGGAGUGGCCCACAUCCUGCUCAUCUGGAGCCCAAGCAAAGGCAAGGUGACGGUGGCCGCCCCAUGUCUUGGCCUCUCCCACAGUAAGAGCCUGAAUUCCAGACGAGGGGAUACGUGGGACUUCCCCAUGUUGCUUCGAGGUCUUCCUGGACUACUGACCCCCAGGGAGCCAGUGGCCGUGCACACCUGGGCCCCCAUUUCCCAGGGCCUGCUGCUGCUGGACUUAAGGGGCACUGUGAGACUGGUGCAAGCCCACGGUGGUGUCCGGGUGGUGGGCACCCUGCAGGAGGCACCCGUAGGCCCAGCAGGAACUGCAGCCCUGGGGACAUUUCAUGGUACCCUGGCCUGUGUGCUGGGCUCCACAUUGGAGCUGUUGGACAUGGGCAGCGGGCAAUUGCUGGAGAGGAAGGUGCUAAGUACAGACCGACUGUAUUUGUUGGAGCCCCCUGCCCCUGGCGUGGAGGAGGAAGAAGACCUGGAGUCCCGAGGGGGUCUGCGUUUGCUUUCUGCCUUGGGUCUCUUUGCAGUAGGCUGGAAAACCCCACGGGGUCUUGAGCUGCCAUCAGCUGAAGACCUGGUAUUUGAAGAGGCCUGUGAGUACUACCAGCGGCGAAGCCUGCGGGGUACCCAGCUCACCCCAGAGGAACUGAGACACAAUAGCACAUUCCGGGCACCUCAGACCUUGGCCUCCAUCCUCCAAGGCCAUGUGUCUCCAUCUGCACUGUUGACCACACUGAGAUCUGAGCUUCGGGAUUACCGGGGUUUAGAGCACCUCAAAGCCCAGCUAGUAGCUGGGGAUGAGGAGGAGGCUGGAUGGACUGAGCUGGCAGAGAAUGAAGUGGCUCGCCUACUGAGGACCGAGUUGCUGGGAGACCAGUUGGCCCAACUCAACACUGUUUUUCAAGCGCUCCCCAUAGCAGCCUGGGGUGCUAUCCUUAGGGCCCUACAGCUCCAGCCGGAUGGGAAUGGCAGGCUGCGGUCCCAAGCUCCCCCCGAUGUGUGGAAGAAGGUUUUAGGGAGUACCGCAGCUGGAAAGGAACUCCCUAAUGGGGUACUGCCCCUCUUUGAACUUCUGUGCCAGUGCCUCUGCCGGCUGGAGCCACAGUGGCUUCCACCCUUUGUGGAACUGGCACAGCAGCAGGGUGGACCUGGCUGGGGUGCAGGGGGCCCAGGGCUGCCCCUGUACCGCCGAGCCCUGGCAGUGCUUGGUGAGGAGGGGGCCAGGCCGGAGGCACUAGAACUAGAACUACUCCUGGGUAGUGGGCGGCCCAAAGCGGUGCUCCAAGCAGUGGGGCAGUUAGUGCAAAAGGAGCAGUGGGAGCGGGUUCUAGAAGCUGGUCUGGCCCUUGGCCCCUCCAGCCCCCUCCUUCGAAGCGAGAUCUUCAAACUCCUGUUGGCUGAAUUUGCCCGACACCGCCGAUUGGAUGCUCACCUGCCCCUCCUCUGCCGCCUGUGUCCACCGGACCUAGCUCCAGCUGAGCUUCUGCUUCUCCUGCGGACAUACCUCCCAGAUGAGCUGGGCCCCCCCACCCCAUUCCCUGAGCCUGGGGCUGAACUCCCUCUCACCAUAGGCUUGCUCAGAGACUUGCUGGAGCAGACUGGGACUCAAGGACAGCCCUCAGGCCCAGUUCUAAGUCUCUAUGAGGACAUUCUGUGUGACCUAGGCCCUCCGCCUCCUACCCCACCUCGGGAGCCUGUGACAGCCCACCAGACAUCAGACCACCCAGACCCAGAGGCCUGGGCACAAUCUGGACAGGAUCUCUGUAUGACAGACACAAACUGAGAUGUGUUUCUAGGGCACAGUGGCCAGGGGAGGGGGCUAGGAGUUGGAGAGGCCCAGCAUGGACCCUGUGUGCCUACAAUGUACAAUAUCAUAGUGUAGUGUUAUAAAUGUUCUUGGUCUUUGUCCUUGCACAGAGUUCCUAAAAUCCUGGGACUUUCCAGAGGGACAGGGGUGCCCUUUGUCACUCAUAAAGAGACCCUUUAGAUCAUAUCUGCAUUUAUGCUAAUUAGGUGACAAACAUGGGGUCGGUCACCAUGAGAACCUAGUGUGAAACUUGGAAGUCUCAAUCUGACCUCCUUGAGCAAUGCAGUCUGCAGUCUAGGAAGUGGCAUAGUGGCUAGAGCACCGGACUUAAAAGCAUGAAAUCCCAAGUUUGAUCCCUUAACAUUGCAUGUACCAGAGUAAUUCUCUGGCUUGCUCUCAUGUAAAUAAAUAAAUAAAUAAGGCGUGGUCCAGGAGGUGGCUCAGUGGAUAAAGUAUGGGACUCUCAAUCAUGAGGUCCUGAGUUCAAUUCCUGGCAGCACAUGUACCAAAAGUGAUGUCUGGUUCUUUCUCCUGUGUUUCUCAUAAAUAAAUAAAUAAAAUAUUUAAAAUAAAUAAAUAAACAAGGCUUUGAGCAAGGU
Erinaceus europaeus (western European hedgehog) is the source of this 3308-nucleotide messenger RNA. RefSeq names its product HPS6 biogenesis of lysosomal organelles complex 2 subunit 3 (gene HPS6). Gene Ontology annotation, biological process: melanocyte differentiation; protein localization to membrane; lysosome localization. The transcript has a single exon. NCBI's taxonomy places the organism in Eukaryota, Metazoa, Chordata, Mammalia, Eulipotyphla, Erinaceidae. The coding region runs from base 274 to 2685 and encodes 803 amino acids. Gene Ontology annotation, cellular component: BLOC-2 complex; lysosomal membrane. The record is from RefSeq and is a predicted model, not a curated record.